Neoarius graeffei (lesser salmon catfish) is the source of this 1012-nucleotide messenger RNA. RefSeq names its product DNA mismatch repair protein Msh6-like. Gene Ontology annotation, biological process: mismatch repair. NCBI's taxonomy places the organism in Eukaryota, Metazoa, Chordata, Actinopteri, Siluriformes, Ariidae. Gene Ontology annotation, molecular function: ATP binding; mismatched DNA binding; ATP-dependent DNA damage sensor activity. Bases 19 to 909 code for a protein of 296 amino acids. Gene Ontology annotation, cellular component: MutSalpha complex; nucleus. The transcript has 6 exons. The record is from RefSeq and is a predicted model, not a curated record.
CAGAGUGGGAAUGGAGUGAUGGUAAAACCAGAGAUUAUUCUGCCAGGUAAUGGCCCCCAUUCUUCCCCUUUCCUGGACCUCCACGGAUCCCGGCACCCCUGUGUCACGAAAACCUAUUUUGAUGAUGGCUUCAUCCCCAAUAACAUCUUUAUUGGUUGUCCUGGCAAUGAGGAAGAGGAGAGUGAGGACAAUAGGAAGGCACUGGCUCCCUGUGUACUUGUCACAGGGCCAAACAUGGGAGGCAAGUCCACCCUAAUGAGGCAGUGUGGCCUGAUUGUGAUUUUGGCACAGUUGGGUUGCUAUGUGCCAGCUGAAAGCCUGCGCCUAACCCCUGUGGACCGAGUGUUCACUCGCCUUGGUGCCUCCGAUCGUAUCAUGUCUGGAGAGAGUACCUUCUUUGUGGAACUUAAUGAAACAGCCAGUAUCCUCUUGCAUGGGACCACUCAUUCACUUGUUCUUGAUGAACUGGGUAGGGGUACUGCCACCUAUGAUGGCACGGCCAUUGCAAGUGCAAUGGUGAAGGAACUGUCGAUGAGGAUCUGCUGCCGAACUAUAUUUUCCACCCAGUACCACUCACUGGUAGAAGACUAUUCUCAGAAUUGUGCUGUUAAACUUGGUCAUAUGGCCUGCAUGGUGGAGAAUGAGUGUGAUGAGGAUCCUAGCCAGGAAACCAUCACUUUCCUGUACAAAUUCAUCAGUGGUGCUUGUCCCAAGAGCUAUGGAUUUAAUGCUGCACGCCUUGCCGACAUUCCCGAAGAGGUGAUUCAGUCAGGACAUUGCAAAGCCCAUGAGUUUGAGAGGAGUACCAUGGUUCUGACUACCUUUAAGAAACUGUGUUCAUUUGCUGAAGAUCCUAUGGCUAACCAUGAACAGUUUGCCAGACUGGUUCAGAUGAUUUGCAACCUGUAAUAGAGAAAACAGCUGUACUCUGUAUAAGAGGGGUAUUGUUCACCUGGAAAGUCUUUUCUUUUCUCCUUCUGACAUGAUGAUCUAAUAAAGUUUAUCUGAAAAA